AUGGGGUUGACACGAAGGAGCUCAACCUCAACUGGCUACGUAGUCAGAUUGGACUCGUCGGACAGGAACCCACGCUCUUCAUAGGCUCCAUCGCGGGGAACAUCGCGUACGGACUCACGGAUACACCCACUCAGCUGGAGAUCGAAGACGCGGCCAAGAUGGCCAAUGCGCAUGGAUUUAUCACCAAAUUCCCGGAUGGCUACAGCACUCAAGUGGGCAUGAAGGGAGAACAGCUCUCUGGGGGUCAGAAGCAACGUAUCGCCAUUGCACGAGCCAUCUUGAAGAACCCCAACAUCUUACUGCUGGACGAAGCCACGAGUGCGCUGGACUCGGAGAGUGAGAAGGUGGUGCAGGAGGCGCUGGACAAGGUGGUGGCACUGAAGCGACGUACGACGAUCAUCAUCGCUCACCGGUUGUCGACGAACCGCAAGGCAGACAAGAUCUGUGUGGUGAGCGGUGGGAAGAUCGAGGAGCAGGGCACUCACCACGAGUUGGUCAAGUUGAAGGGCAUUUACGCCAAACUGGUGCACCAGUCUACACAUUAGAUGGAUACACAGACAGCACAAUCUACUUAGAAAUCAAUACGUAAGUAAUAAUGAAAACAUGAGCU
Molecule: messenger RNA, 610 nt
Organism: Phytophthora infestans T30-4
Lineage: Eukaryota; Oomycota; Peronosporomycetes; Peronosporales; Peronosporaceae
Product: ATP-binding Cassette (ABC) superfamily
Exons: 1
Coding region: 159-545 (128 amino acids)
Molecular function (GO): ATPase-coupled transmembrane transporter activity; ATP binding; ATP hydrolysis activity
Source: RefSeq, a predicted model, not a curated record